Messenger RNA from Octodon degus (degu), 1332 nucleotides. It is a transcript of the gene Fgf6, whose product is annotated as fibroblast growth factor 6. The coding region runs from base 155 to 781 and encodes 208 amino acids. Gene Ontology annotation, molecular function: growth factor activity; fibroblast growth factor receptor binding. The record is from RefSeq and is a predicted model, not a curated record. The transcript has 3 exons. Gene Ontology annotation, biological process: cell differentiation; positive regulation of gene expression; positive regulation of protein phosphorylation. Gene Ontology annotation, cellular component: cytoplasm. NCBI's taxonomy places the organism in Eukaryota, Metazoa, Chordata, Mammalia, Rodentia, Octodontidae.
AGCCGAGUGCCCGAAGCAGGUUUUGGUUUCAUGUCAGCAGCCUUCAUCUGCCUUCCAAAAAUAAGCCCCUGCCGCCAUGCCGAGGGGAGAAAAACAAGAAGGGCGGUAUUUUUAGGGCCAUUAAUUCUGACCACGUGCCUGAGAGGCAAGGUGGAUGGCCCUGGGACAGAGGCUGCUCAUCACUAUGUCCCGGACAUCAGGCCAUCCCCAGCGCAUGCUGCAGGCUCUUGUCCUCCUUGCUGUCCUAGUGGGCAUGGUCGUGCCCCUGCCGGCGGGUACCCGUGCCAACAGCACACUGCUGCGCUCCAGGAGCUGGAGCAAACUGCUGUCCAGGUCUCGUGCAGGGCUGGCUGGAGAGAUCGCCGGAGUGAACUGGGAAAACGGCUAUUUAGUGGGGAUCAAGCGACAGCGGCGACUCUACUGCAACGUGGGCAUUGGCUUCCACCUCCAGGUGCCCCUCAACGGCCAGAUCAGUGGAGCCCACGAAGAGAACCCCUACAGCCUGCUGGAAAUUUCCACGGUGGAGCAAGGGGUGGUGAGUCUCUUUGGAAUGAGAAGCACCCUCUUUGUUGCUAUGAACAGGAAAGGAAGAUUGUACGCAACGCCCAGCUUCCAAGACGAAUGCAAGUUCAGAGAAAUCAUUCUGCCCAACAAUUACAAUGCCUAUGAAUCAGACGUGUACCGAGGGACCUACAUUGCACUGAGCAAAUAUGGACGGGUAAAGCGGGGCAAUAAAGUGUCCCCCAUGAUGACUGCCACCCACUUCCUUCCCAGGAUAUAAAGUCCCAUGAACAAAAGUCCACAGAUGGAAUCCCAUCUCCCACGACUUCUCAGUCAGACUUAUCUCCUGCCUCAAGAGACCCAAGCUGGUUUCCCUGGCUGCUGGACCUCAUGGUGUGGAACCCACUCCCAGGGCUGCAACACAUCGUAGAAUGGCAGUCAAUCCUGUGCUUGCACCUCAUCUGUGGUGAGAAGGUGCUUGUGACAUUUGCAGAAUGUGAAUGUGUGCACAGGACAGGGCCAGAGUGUGAGCACGUGUGUCAGUGUGAAUCUGUGCAUCUUCACAUAUAAUCUCAGAGCAGAGGCAUCUCAGAGCAUUAGGUUACUCUUGCUCAGCAUCAUCACUACAGGAAUUUGCCUAUAAGAAUGUCACCUGCCAAACCUGGAGGAUUGAUGUGUGCUGCCAUUCUGCCACUUUCCAAGCACUGAAUGCUCCAAAUGAGCAAUUUGGAGGCCACGGACUGCACUGGUGGCUGGGAGCAGCUGUUCUCCAAAUUUGGGGAGGGCAGAGUGGGAGGACAUAAGGGUUAACUGCAAGCCAGAAAAGGAGUA